Messenger RNA from Vitis vinifera (wine grape), 2410 nucleotides. RefSeq names its product cation/H(+) antiporter 14. The record is from RefSeq and is a predicted model, not a curated record. Gene Ontology annotation, molecular function: antiporter activity. Gene Ontology annotation, cellular component: endomembrane system; membrane. The transcript has 3 exons. The coding region runs from base 1 to 2373 and encodes 790 amino acids. Lineage: Eukaryota; Viridiplantae; Streptophyta; Magnoliopsida; Vitales; Vitaceae. Gene Ontology annotation, biological process: proton transmembrane transport; regulation of pH.
AUGGAAGGGUUGAGGACUAUGGGUCCAGUCGCAGGACCCUUUUCUGAAGAGAAGCUAGUGUGCCAAUUCACUGGAAACAUGAUCCAUUCAAAGGGCAUUUUUCUUGGAGAUGACCCUUUUAAUUUUAGCUUGCCUAUGCUCUUGGCACAGGGCAUUCUGAUUCUGCUUUUAACCAGAACCACUUACUACUUUCUGAAACCUCUUGGACAGGGUAUGAUCUCAGCACAAAUUAUAGCUGGUAUUAUCAUGGGCCCCUCCAUUCUAGGACAUGAUGGGGCUUAUGCAGAGAAGUUGUUUCCACCAGGAGGCAAAUUGGUACUUGAAACACUCGCAAAUGUUGGCUUCAUGCUUCACCUCUUUUUAGUAGGAUUGCAGAUGGACCCAAGGAUAUUAAAAAAGGCUGGGAAAACUGCAGUUCUAAUAGGCAUUGGGGGUUUCAUAUUGCCUUAUGGACUUGGUGAAUUGGCGUUUAUCAUCAUACAUCAUGUGAUGACUCUUGAUAGGAAAUUAUCGGUUUCCAUUCCUUUCAUGGUGGCACUAAAUUCUAUGACUUCCUUUGUUGUUGUUAGCAGCCUCCUUACUGAUCUUAAUAUUCUGAAUUCAGAGCUGGGCCGCUUAGCUACCCAGACAUCCAUGGUCAGUGACUUGUGUAGCUGGUUCAUGGCUACAAUGAUGAACACAGUAGGCAUUGCCGCCCGUGACUCAGAUUGGAUGUUGCUAUGGUCUCUGAUAUGGCUGCUCAUCUUUCUUAUCAGCAUUGUGUUUGUCUUCCGGCCAAUAAUAAUCUGGAUAUCGAAACAAACUCCAGAAGGAGAACGAAUGGACGAAGUUCUCUUCUUCAUCAUCAUUGUAAUGAUAAUGGGUUGUGCAUUCUGUGCUGAGGUCCUUGGCCAGCAUGCUGCCUUAGGCCCUUUAGUGUUAGGCAUGGCUCUCCCUGAUGGACCACCAAUUGGAACAAUUUUACUGCAGAAGUUUGAUACUAUGGUUACUGGCUUGCUACUGCCAAUUUUCUUUGCUCUCAGUGGCUCAAAAACGAAACUGUUCUCCCUAGGAAAAGGAAUGUUUCCCUUCAUGGUCGAGUUCAUCAUCAUUUUGGGCUAUAUAGGGAAGUUCACAGGCACACUUAUUCCAGCAAUCUUCUCUGGUGUUCCUCGCUGGGAUUCUUUAUGUCUUGCUAUGAUCAUGUGUUGCAAAGGCAUUAUCGAGGUUGCCACAUACAGCAUGUGGAAGGAUAGAAAGAUCUUAAGCUACCAAUCCUAUAGCCUUCUGUUAAUCACCAUGCUGAUUGUCACAGGGGUCUGCAGACCCAUUGUCGGUUACCUUUAUGAUCCAGCAAGUAGUCACAUGUCCUAUAGCAGAAAAAGCAUUAUGUACCCUAAGCAUGAUUCGGAGUUUCGAAUAUUGGUCUGCAUCCACAAUGAACACAAUGUGUCCACCAUUAUAAACCUCCUUGAAGCCUCACAUGCCACCAAAAGCAGCCCCAUCUCCAUCGUUGCCCUUUGCCUCAUGGAGCUCACUGGCAGUUCAUCAUCUGUUCUUGAAUCAUAUGACUCGAAAAAGAAACUCACUUCUGGUGUAACCCACUUGGGGCAUAUUAUCAAUGCCUUCAACUAUUAUGAGCAGCACAACCAUGGGCGUGUGACAGUGCAGCAUUUUACGGCCAUUGCACCUUAUUCAAGCAUGCAUACAGAUAUAUGUGCUAUAGCACUAGAGAUGAGGGCGAACAUAGUUAUCGUCCCCUUCCAUAAGCAGAUGGCCUUUGGUGGAACAGAGGAAGCUACAGCCACCUCUAUUAAGACUGUAAACCUGAAUGUCAUUGAUAAGGCUCCUUGCUCUGUUGGGAUCCUGGUUGACAGGGGCCACAUUGGUGGGCACAGGUCAUUUGUGGCUGGGCAUUCAUUGUACCAUAUUGCUUUGCUCUUUCUUGGUGGGGCUGAUGAUCGAGAAGCUCUUUCAUACAGCAGACGUAUGGCUGAGGAUCCAAAGAUAAGACUCACGGUUGUCUGUUUUAGACCAUGGGGGGAGCAGGCUUACACUGAAGAAACUGAGGAGUAUCUUGACAAAAAGCUGAUGAAUGAGUUUAAGGCUGAUGCAGUGGACAAGAUUGUUUACAGUGAAGUCAUUGUUAAAGAUGGGGAAGGAACAACACAGGUGAUUCGGUCCAUGGAGGAAGGUUUUGAUUUAUUUAUAGUGGGUAGACACCAUGAUAAGUCUCCAUUUACAUUAGGCCUUACUGAAUGGCAUGAAUGCACCGAGCUUGGGCUGAUUGGGGAUAUGCUGGCCGGUUCAGAUUUUCUCUUUUCGGUAUUGGUGGUGCAGCAGCAGCCAUUUGGAUUAGGGGUGCAAGAUCUCAGCCUCAAUGGGGCUUCAUGAUUUCUGGGACUAUGAAGAUGCUAAAGAUUGCAAGCUA